CAUAAACGCAUUCAGUGUAGGGCGAAGCAGGGGUACACAAUGAGGGGCAACUUUUACUACUAUGAAACUUAAGAGUAAUGGCAACAAAUUGUUUAAAAUAAUUAUCAACAGUCCCUCGUGAAUCCAUAACCUGUCCCUUGGGUUUGACUUUUUUUGUAGUUUAGUUCUCCCGGAAAGGGCUUCUACACUUCUACACUGUUCGUACACUUUUUUCUUUUUCUCGGUAAAGAAUGUGUGAGAGACAUUUAGCAAGCUAAUGCUAGUUAGCGAGCUAAUGCUAGCUAGCUAGCUUAGCUAACUAGCUAGCCGAGAGGGUGACAGAGGCGGCGGGAGAACAAAAGGUUUUUUUGUCCGGUUGUACCGACACCGGGUCCAUGCAGAGCGGGUCGCUGCCAUCACAAUGCCGGUACUACUUUUCCUGAUAGACACGUCCGCGUCCAUGAACCAGCGCACCCACCUGGGCACUUCCUAUCUGGACAUAGCUAAAGGCGCCGUGGAGACCUUUAUGAAGCUCAGAGGCAGAGACCCGGCCAGCAGGGGGGACCGGUACAUGCUGGUCAAUUACGAAGACGUUCCGUUCGGGAUCAAGGCUGGGUGGAAGGAGAGCCACGCCACCUUCAUGACGGAGCUCAGGAACCUUCAGGCAGCAGGUCUCACCUCCAUCGGCACGUCUCUGCGGACGGCGUUUGAUUUGCUCAACCUCAAUAGAUUAGUGACGGGGAUAGACAACUAUGGACAGGGAAGAAAUCCCUUUUUCCUCGAACCUGCCAUCAUAAUCGCCAUCACCGACGGCAACAAGCUGACCAGCGGCGGAGGAGUCCAAGAUGAGCUGCACCUCCCUCUGAACACGCCGCUGCCGGGCAGCGAGCUCACCAAGGAGCCGUUCCGCUGGGACCAGCGUCUGUUCGCUUUGGUGUUACGCAUCGCCGGCAACGCCUCCGUGGAGCCCGAGCCCCUCGGCGGCGUCCCGCCAGACGACUCCCCCAUCACCCCCAUGUGUGAGGUCACUGGAGGACGCUCCUACAGCGUGUUCUCUCAGCGCAUGUUGAAUCAGUGUCUGGAGUCUCUGGUGCAGAAGAUCCAGAGCGGAGUAGUGAUCAACUUCGAGAAGACCGGACCUGAUCCUCCUCCUCUAGAGGAUGCUGAGGUGCUGAAGUCAGGUCCUCAGACUUGGCACUGCUGUCACAAGCUGAUCUACGUGCGACCAAAUCCUAAGACCGGAGUCCCCAUCGGUCACUGGCCGAUCCCCGAGGCCUUCUGGCCGGACCAGAACUCCCCCACCUUGCCCCCCCGCUCUGCCCACCCACAUGUCCGCUUCUCCUGUCUGGACUCCGAGCCGAUGGUCAUUGACAAGGUUCCUUUCGACAAGUACGAGCUGGAGCCGUCGCCCCUCACUCAGUUCAUCCUGGAGAGGAAGUCUCCUCACACCUGCUGGCAGGUGUUUGUGUGUAACAGUGCCAAGUACAGCGACCUGGGUCAACCCUUCGGCUACCUGAAGGCCAGCACGGCGCUCAACUGUGUCAACCUGUUUGUGAUGCCCUACAACUACCCGGUGCUGCUGCCGCUGCUGGACGACUUGAUCAAAGUUCACAAGUUCAAACCAACCAUCAAGUGGCGUCAGUCCUUUGAGAACUACCUGAAGACGAUGCCUCCGUAUUACAUCGGGUCGCUGAGGAAGGCGCUGAGGAUCAUGGGAGCCCCCAACCUGCUGGCCGACAACAUGGAGUACGGCCUGAGCUACAGCGUGGUGACGUACCUGAAGAAGCUCAGCCAGCAGUCCAAAAUGGAGUACGACCGUCUGAUCGCUCUGAUCGGCAAGAAGCAGGUGCCCGAGGCCGGCAUCAAGGUGCGCUGGCGAGGAGGAGGGGGGCUGGGGGGCGUGUCUCUGGCCCAGCGGAGGGACUUCAUCCAUCAGCUGCUGAGUCUCUCCGGAGAAGCUCCGCCUCCUCCCACAGAGCUCAACCCCAAGGAGUUCCAGGGCUUCCAGCUGGCGCUUCUCAACAAGGACCUGAAGCCUCAGAGCUUCAGGAACCCCUACGACAUCCCCCGCAGCCACCUGCUGGACCAGCUGAGCCGCAUGAGGAGGAACCUGCUCAACACCGGCGUCUGCUCCCUGCGGGGGCAGGACUCAGACCAGCUCCACAGCGUCCCCAUAGCCCAGAUGGGGAACUACCAGGACUUCCUGAAAGCCGCCCCUCAACCCCUCCGGGACGCCGACCCCGAGCAGCCCAAACGCCUGCACACCUUCGGCAACCCCUUUAAGCUGGACAAGAAGGGCAUGAUGAUCGACGAGGCGGAUGAGUUUGUGACGGGACCCCAGAACAAAGGGAAGCGGCCCGGGGGGGAUGGCGGCAACAUGGCGGGGGGAGGACCCAAGAGGCGGCGCUGCAUGUCCCCUCUGCUGCGUCUGGGACGGGCCUACACGCCUCCCGUGACGCCGCCUGCUAGCCCGCGACCGACGGACGUGGACCUGACUGACGAAGCACCGGAGCCAAACCUGAUCCUGAACCACCUGGACCAGAACCACUACUGCUCAGAUGGGGGCUCGGACUCGGAGGCGGAGCUCUCGUCGCUUGUCAUUGACCACAAGGAGAACCACGUGGACCCUGAGGACCUUGGGCCCGGGAGGGAGGAGGAAGAAGAGGAGGAGGCGGAGGAGGAGGAGGAGGAGGAGCAGCAGCAAGCGGAGGAAGAAGAUGAAGAGGAGAACGGAGGCGGACCAGCGGUACCGUUCGGCGACGAAGGAGCGGAGCUGAUGCUCGUGGACCAGCUGCCGCCUCGCUACCUGUCUCCCACGGCCCUGAAGAAGCACAUCGCCAUGGAGACUACCAAGGUCAACAACGAGCUGAGGACGCUCAUCACCAAGGAGAUCAGGAGGCCCGGCAGACACUACGAGAGGAUCUUCCUCCUCCUGAAGCAGAUCCAGGGAACUCUGGAGACCCGACUCAUCUUCCUCCAGAACAUCAUCAAAGAGGCAGCCAGGUUCAAGAAGCGAGUCCUCAUCGAGCAGCUGGAGAACUUCCUGGAGGAGAUCCACAAUCGAUCCAUGAGCCUGAACCACGUGGACUCUCUCUGAGACCAGUUCACUUGGGCGACCCCGCCUGUCUCAUCGAGGAGGCGGGGCCAGACCCUGAGGGGCGGAGCCAGUCCCGUGUUUCUACACUCCAAUAAAUGAAGCGCUCCUUGUCCUCGAGGACGAGUCGUUAAUAAGUAAUAAAGCAUUUGAUCAGCUCAGGACCGCACAGCUUCUCACUCAGCAAUACAGGUUGUUCCUCCCCGUCACCCCCACGUGUCCCCCGCCUCAGGACCUGUCCUGACGGGCUGCCAAACCCCCCCUUUCCUCCCCCUUUCCUCCCCCUCCGUCUCCUGGCGACGCCGUGAAAGCACUUGUGUAGAUUUGAGAAUGUUUAUUUAGCGUAAUUUAAAAACACCUUUUUGUUUUGUUUUUCUUUAGUUAAAUCUUCUCAAAUCUGCACAAAGUUCCUGACCGACCAGAACCUGCCAUACUUUGUCUCUGUUUGUGAAGAGGCGGCUACCAAAAGAGUAUUUUGAAUACGCUGUAAAGAUGUAAAUAAUCCAAGAGUACUUAUUUAAAGAGUAUGUUCAGAGGAAAACGGCCUUUUUGUAAGUAUUUCCAUGAAUAAAGUUUCUAUUUUACACUGUGAAGGCUCGUGUAAAUAAAGUGUGUAAAGACUA
Gasterosteus aculeatus aculeatus (three-spined stickleback) is the source of this 3696-nucleotide messenger RNA. RefSeq names its product integrator complex subunit 6 (gene ints6). Gene Ontology annotation, cellular component: integrator complex. Gene Ontology annotation, biological process: snRNA 3'-end processing. The record is from RefSeq and is a predicted model, not a curated record. Lineage: Eukaryota; Metazoa; Chordata; Actinopteri; Perciformes; Gasterosteidae.